UGUACAUAUACUCAUAUACAUUCACACCGAGGUAUAUAUACUAUAUAUACGAAAAACUGCGUGUUGGUCGCCGGGUGUAACGUGAUGACGCUGAUAAUGAGUCUGACUGGCUUGAGUACAUAAGCAUAGGUACUUAUCAAACGCUAGCACGACAGACAAUAAACCGAAAGCUGUAAGUGCUGUAACUCCUGCUCGUGACCUGCAGCCAGACAAUUGGAGCCUAUACUUACUCCAGGUUUGAAUCCAUGGGGAUAUAGGAAAAGAGCUUCGUCAAAGUUACAGGGGAAAACAUCAUCAAAACAGACACAGUGAGACUCAGUCAUGAGGGAGAUCUGGGGUGCCGAGAAGCUUGAAGCGGAGCUUGAAGCCGCCAAGGACGGCCUGCGUGGUCUCGAGAAAAAUAUCCGGAAGAUCCUCGGCAGAGAUGUACCUGACGGGGAGAACGGCGCUGUAGCUCCUGUCCAAAAUAGAGGUGCUCAAAAGAGGCCUAUGCAAGAUGACGUUAGAGGACGCAGAUUAGGAACUGAUUUCCCAAAUAAUGGUUUUGGGCCUAAAAGAAGGUGGCAACAAGGCAGUAACAAUGUCAACACUAACAAUAACAAUAACAACAACAAUAAUCCUGAACCAAAAACUGUAUUCAGUCGAUUGAGUGCAAGGGCUCCUGCUGCUGAUGACAGUGACAAUGAAGAUGACAAUUCUUUUAAGCCGGCAGUAUCUUCUAGAGUUAUAGCAACACCUCGAGAAAUACCAUCCAGGCAAGACGUUAUACGCAGAGAAAGCACAGAUGAAAGGAGUAAACAGAGAAACAGACGCAUGUUUGGUGCUCUCUUGGGUACCCUUCAAAAAUUCCGUCAGGAAGAAACAAAACUAAAAGCAAAGGAAGAUAAAAAGGCAGAGGUUGAAGCAAGAGUGGAAGAAGCAAAGAGAAGAGAAAAGGAGGAACUGAAACGAGAGCGACAACAGUUGUUUUUGAGUAGGAAACAGCAGCUAGCACAAGUUAAGGCUCUUGAAAUAAAAUUAGCACGAAGUAAGCAGUAUCAAGAUUGGCGUAGCUCACAGAUUCCUCUCCUAAAUUUUAUCAAAACAAAAACUCAACCAUCGAUCUAUUACUUGCCUAAACGAAGUACACCUCAAACUGACACAUUGUUACAGGAAUCUUCAAAUGAACUUAAAGCUGAAAUCGAUAGGAGAGAGAGAGAAUUAGUGGAUGAACUUGAAAUGAUCCAAUCUCAAGCUGGAAGUCACAGAAAUUCACAUAACAAAUCUAAUGAAAACUUUGACCAUUCGAUGGAAGAACCUGAAGAAGAAAAUCGUGACCCUAAUCCGGAAAAAAAUGGAGAUGUCAGAAUGACAGAUACAGAUAGCCAAACAAAAAAAAUAAGUUCCAAGUUUAAAGAGCAAGAUAAACAUGACGAUAAAGUUGAAGACAAGGAAGUAGAUAGAUAUGAACACACAGAAGACAGAGAAGAAGAUGAUGAUGAGGAUAAAGAAGAGAGUAAAGAAGAAGAUACAACAGAAAGUAUAGACCUAAGUAAAGUAGUGAUUAAAAAAGAAAAAGAAGAGGACAGUAUGGGAAAAAAACGAGAAGAAAAGAAAGACGACAGUAAGGAAGAAGAAAAAGAAGAUGCUUGUGACGAUAGUAAAGAAAAAGAGGAAGAUGAUAAAGACAGUAGCAAAGGUGAAAGUAAGGAUGAUAGUCCAGUUGACAAUGAAGAAACUACUCAAUUGGAGAGAGAUGAAAGUAGUAUUUCAAUACUGCAAGAAGAGCAAGACGAGAAGAUGGAUGAGAGUACAGAUUAACGUUGGUCUUAAUUUUGUACAUGAGUGUAUUAUCAUGAUGUGUGAAAAUUUUGGAACAAAAGCGAAGUGUAUGAACUUGUAACGUAUAUAUACUUUGCGUGAUUGUGGUUUUCAUUGAUAAUGGCAAAGCUGUAAUAUUUUAAGUUUUUUUUUUUUUUUUCAAUUUCAGAGUACAAUGAUCUUUUACAUUCGUGACAUAUCUGGAUUCAUAGUUUUUUAUUUGAAAAUCAAAUUAACUAGUUCACUCUAAAAAUCCAGUUAUCUUGACACGUUUCGUAUUCAAUUUUGGAGAAAAAAAACUCUUUAACCACGAGUAAGUAAUUUUUACCGUGUCAGGGACUAGUUUGUAUCUUUAGCAAUAAGGACCUUAAAAACGCAUAAAUGUAUGUACGUUGUUGUAAUUGAGUUUUUGCCGUACCUUGGCAUAACUCGCAUCGUUUGUGUGCACUGCAACUCACCUGUAUAGUGGGAUAAAAUCAACUAUUGUAAAAUAAUUAUCGUGAAUUUUAGCAUAAUUAAAAAUUAUAUCACAAAAAGUCGCCUGUAA
Molecule: messenger RNA, 2347 nt
Organism: Copidosoma floridanum
Lineage: Eukaryota; Metazoa; Arthropoda; Insecta; Hymenoptera; Encyrtidae
Product: desmosome associated protein-like protein pinnin
Cellular component (GO): catalytic step 2 spliceosome
Source: RefSeq, a predicted model, not a curated record